UUAUAUUUUAAUGUUAUAUUGUUAUUCAUUCUUAUUAUUUUUAUUACAACGUCACCCACUUGUUCAUACCUACUUAUCUAAAUUAAACGCUCACUUCGCAGUGAGUAAAUGUAUAUGGUUUAAGAAACACCCAUUAGUUACUUUCCAUCCUACAAACGUCAAACAUACAACUCUAAUGAAUAAAAAUGAAGCCCCUUAAAGUUAUAAAUCACCAACAAAUCGAUCAAACGCCUCUAACCGAAACACGUGGACGCGUUUAAACUCGUUACACAACUAAAUACAAUACAUUUUCAUUGACAGAACUACUUUAACAACAAAAAGCCUCUACUUCGAUUCAACACGGUCCAUAAGACGCAUUCAUAACACGAUAGAAUCCCACUUCAAAAAUAAACCAACCACUCUGGCCCGUCAAAAUUAAAAACAAAACUCAUAAGUCGAGUCAUCAACAUCAGUCAGCGAUGAUGCGCUGCACCGUUAGGCCGUCGACACAACGAUCUACAUAUCGAGAGUCCUUUCCGUGAGAAAAUCUUUAGAAUCAUCGACAUCGACAGUUCUAAUACAUCCUAUGCUCGGAGGCUGAGCGAAGGUUUCGUAGGUCGAAAAGCGCGCGAACGCAGUGUGGCGCCGAUGCCCGUGCGCACAGCACGCUCACACGACUGCGCGUGCGCGACCACGCGACCACGCGACCUGUCAGCCGCUGUCAGUUCCGACUUCGAACUCGGAACGCGAACCUGGCAAAUUGACUUUUAAAAUGGAACGGAUGACUUUCGACCUUUUUGCCGUUGACCUGACUUAAGGAAAGCUUUUUUUUGUUCAGGAGUGUUUCCUAAAGGGUGAAGUGACAUUAUUUUUAAAGCUGCUGUAUUAAGUAUUUCAAUAUUUGCUCGCAGUGUUCCGAAUUCAGUGCUAAACGAUCUCUAGGUCUGUUUAAUAUUCUGUGCGAGGCAAGGCGAAAAUUUGACUGGAAGUGUGAACUGUAUAGGUGUGAACUGUUGAUUUGCUGAAAAUUGUGCAUCUACUGAACAGAAUCUUUUUUUGCACAUUUUUGGGAUACAUUUUUGGAUUCAGGAUUGCUACAGAACUUACGCUGCUUGGUGUGACGUCAGAGGAGCUGCGGUCGUCGUGUCGCCAAUGAUGACAACGGGCGGGGCGCGCGGGGACGCCGACCAGAGCGUGCCGAUAUACCUGACGCACUCCACAAGCCAACAUGUUCACGAGGUAUGGUUCGACCAAGGCAAAUCAACGAAAGGCGCGAGCAAGCUCCGACGCGACCUCAUCAACGCAGAGAUAGCGAACCUCCGCGACCUGCUGCCGCUGCCGCCCUCCACCCGGCAGCGGCUCUCGCAGCUGCAACUCAUGGCGCUCGUCUGUGUCUACGUCAGGAAGUCCAACUACUUCCAACAAGUUUUCAAACGCUUUGACAUCAACCAACAACCGUCUACUACCCUCAACUUUGGAUUUUCAAAGGCACUAAACGGGUUUCUGAUGAUGAUGACACAAAACGGCAAGCUCCUAUACAUAUCGGACAACGCAGCGGAAUAUCUAGGACAUUCUAUGGAGGACCUCCUAAUACACGGUGACAGUGUUUACGACGUGAUCGAUAAGCAGGACCAGCAAGCGGUGCGCACCGAGCUGUCGCGAGCGCCGGCUGAUGGCGAGGACCGAGUCUUCCUCUGCCGCAUGAACGUAGCCAGGAAUGCUCGGAGACAGAUGCGGUUUGGAGAUCAAAAAGUGAUAUUAGUUCGAGGCCACUACGUGUCAUACCUGCCGCUGUGCAGCCGCAACGAGCCGGUGUUCCUGGCGGUGUGCACGCCGCUCGCCAUGCCUGAGACGCGCGAGUGCGUCGUGCACGGCGCCACCAACGUCUUCACUACCGUACACGCUAUGGACAUGAAGAUAUUGCAUAUUGAUACUAAUAGCGAAUGGCAUCUCGGGUGGGAGAGGAGCUCUCUGCACGGAGUCAGCUGGUACCACCUCCUGCACCCAGACUGUUGCAAGGAAGCACAGAGCAAACAUCGAUUAAUAACCCAGUCGGAACAAGAGCGGUCCUGCAUAGCGUUACUGCGUCUCCAGCGCCGCUCCGGCCAGUUCCUGUGGGUGCAUGCUGUUCUGCAGCUGAAAGACAACCUGGAGAACUCACAGAGACCCGUCAUUGUCUGCACUAACCAAGUGUUAAGCGAGCAAGAAGCAGCAGUAAUGAAGGCAAACCCUUGGCUCUAUCACUACUACGCAGUACAAUCCAAGCUGCACUACGGGCUAGCAUACGAAGCCGCGACCAGAAUGUACGGGCCACCGCCUCCUGACAUCCAAGUCUAUCCACCAGCCAUGCAGUACACCCCAACCCCGCCAGUCUGCAUCAACGGCAACCAGCCCGUUAUGAUGCCCAAUCCUGGGAUACAAUCCCAUAUACCGCAUGUCCCGCCCCACAUAGCACCAAUGCAUUACGCCUAUGAGAGGCCAGAUAAUGGACCCGUUGAUUACUCCGUCUCACUACAAGAGAACAGAUAUCACAAUUUACGGAUAGAAGAUACCAGGAUCCAACCUAACGCUAAACGGAAAGGGAAAAACGUAGACGAUAAACCAAACACGCCCAUAUCAAACAUGUCACCUCGUUGUACACCUUCAACUGUCACAUCAGUAGGAGACACACUAGUAGCUGUCUCAGCUGGGUCCAUAGCCAGUAGGCGACCUGGCUCGAAGAACUUCAAUAUAACUGAAACCGAAAUGGUGGAUCAAUGGAACCCGAGCCCCACGUGGUCAGAGUCAGCUCUACAAAAAGUCCCGGACGUUUGUCACCAAGAUCUAAGUCCUUACGUGACGACCACGCCGCCCACACCAUCCGGGACACCUACAGCCUACACACACAACUACAGUCAUACGUUCGUAUUCGACUGGUCACCUGAGCAAUAUGUUCCUCAUACUAACAAUAGAUGUAACACAAUUACUACAGAAAGUUCCUAUCAGCAAACGUGGAAUAGGAGUCAACGAACGUUCGCUAAUAACGCGGAGAGUUCGGUAGAUGAAAACUCCAAUCCUAAUAGACUAAGUUUACCAAUGAGGGUCAGUAAUCCACCGCCAGCCUAUAAUGCAUCUAGGGAAGACGUACUCAGGAGGCAAAUUGAUCGUCCACAUCCCGAUUCACCGGAUGCCAAAAAGCCAGCGUUAUAACUUUAGCAUAAUUCCAUGUAAUUCUUCGUGUAGUUAAAUAUUUGUUACCUUGUAAUAAUAAAUUUUAUUAAUUAUAGAAAAGCUCUGGAACUCUCCUGUGAUCUUUGUGUUAAUAUAUUUGUAUAGGUAAUGCUAAUUAUUUGUACAUAUUGUCAGGUAAUGAGGAUACUGUACAAAAUAAUAGUAGGUGAUAAUGAAGUAAAACGUAUUAUUAUUCACAUAGAAUGUGACUUGUUUGUGUAUACGAAGUGUAUUUUUGUAAAUAUGUAAGUAAUAAUGUAAGUUCGUAUUGUACUUAGGUAAAUCGAUGACUUUGUUUCCGUGCUCCUUUUAUUCCCAGAGCUAUUCAUAAAUUAUGCGCAAACGCAAUAUUGCUUUGGGUACCGUUGAACUACGAGGUUGCAAAUCCCUAUUGAAUAAAACAAUAGUAAGUCUGGUUUUAGCUCGUUGUUCUAAUUUCUCGUUCUGACUUUUAAAUUUCAAAACUGCAUAAGAGAAAUUCCUUACAAAUGUUUUUUCGUACUGCUAGUUACUCGGCGGGUUUGGAGUAUUCUUCAUUUGUCAAUACUUUGCAUUCAUAAAAAUUGUGAUUAAUUAAAUACUUGUACUUGUUUGUUUUGCGUAUAGGACAUCUCAUAUGUUGUGAAAUGGAUUUAGCAUAAGUUUGCUCAUUUGCCACGCUAAGUUCCUUUGAUUAUCACUUCUAGGCUUACGCUGUAAUUUAAUCACAUCAAUCAAUUCAGUAUCGCAACUCAUAGAAUUAAGAAUAUUGUACAAAAUAGUCUUAAGUAUGUAAAAUAUGAAACUGGAACAACUAUUUGUAACGGAAGUAUCUAGUAUUAAUUUAUGAUCACUAGUUUGUUGUGAAUUUUGCGAAGUAAAGAUUAUUUUGACCUUA
Molecule: messenger RNA, 4066 nt
Organism: Trichoplusia ni (cabbage looper)
Lineage: Eukaryota; Metazoa; Arthropoda; Insecta; Lepidoptera; Noctuidae
Product: neuronal PAS domain-containing protein 4B-like
Exons: 12
Coding region: 1132-3168 (678 amino acids)
Biological process (GO): regulation of transcription by RNA polymerase II
Molecular function (GO): protein dimerization activity; DNA-binding transcription factor activity, RNA polymerase II-specific; RNA polymerase II transcription regulatory region sequence-specific DNA binding
Source: RefSeq, a predicted model, not a curated record